Messenger RNA from Danio rerio (zebrafish), 5464 nucleotides. Lineage: Eukaryota; Metazoa; Chordata; Actinopteri; Cypriniformes; Danionidae. The record is from RefSeq and is a predicted model, not a curated record.
GGAGGUUAUUUUGAGGGGCUCGUGUUGUCAGCUGUUGUCUCAAAUGCUUGUUGGACCCUCCUCACUGCUCUUUUACUCUGAUAAAACUCUGGACUGGACUGCUUCAUUGUCCUACUUUCCUGUUUUCUGAUAAAACUUAAAGAGAAACGCGUAGGCAGAUGAUGGAGGGCAGUGACCAGAUCUCUGAAAACGUCAAUGAACAAGUCAAUGAAUCCGAGGAGCAGCAGGUGGACCCGAUGGAGGACUUUAGCAGGCAGUUAGAAGAUAUCAUCAACACGUAUGGGUCGGCGUCCAGUCUCAUGCAGGAGCAGAUCUCCAUCCUGGAGUCUGAGGAGGGGAAGGAUGAGGAGGCGAAGGCCGAUGAAGAGUCUGAAUCCAAAGAAGUUGCUGCUGGUGCAGACAAAGAGCAGAAUACUGAGAAGAAACUUCUCAAGGGACUGGGUAAAGAGGCCGCAUCCUUAUUGCAGAGUCUGAACAAGCUGGGCUCACCAGAAGAGAAGGUGGAAAUGGUGUUGAAGAAAUACAGCGAGCUGGUGGACGAACACAGAACUGAGAAGAAACAGCUGGAGCAGUUUCAGCAGAGACAGGGUCUUCUGGUCAAGCAGAGAGAUCAGCUUCAGUUCGAACACAGUCGUGCCAUUCUGGCCCGCAGUAAGCUGGAGACACUCUGCAGGGAACUUCAGAGACAUAACAGGACACUGAAGGAAGAGAGUCUGCAGAGGCUGCGGGAGGAUGAAAUGAAGCGGAAGGAGAUCACCACUCAUUUCCAGAGCACACUGGUGGACAUUCAGAGUCAGAUCGAGCAGCACAGCAACCGCAACAACAAGCUGUGCAAGGAGAACAGCGAAUUGGCCGGCAAACUCAAGACCAUUAUAGAGCAGUACGAGCGGAGAGAGGAGAGUUUAGAGAAGAUCUUCAAGCACAGAGACCUACAGCAGAAACUAUCUGAUGCCAAGCUGGAAGAAGCCAACAUGCUGCUCACUCAAGCUGAAGAGAAGCACAAGAGAGAGAAGGAAUAUUUACUCACUCAGGCUGCAGAGUGGAAACUACAGGCUAAAGAGCUGAAAGAGCAGCACACAAUCAUGCAGGCCCAGCUUGUGUUGUACUCCCAGAAGUUUGAUGACUUCCAGAACACUCUGGCCAAAAGCAAUGAGAUUUAUGUCACCUUCAAACAGGAAAUGGAUAAGAUGACAAAGAAGAUGAAAAAGCUGGAAAAGGAGUCCACUACAUGGAAAACGCGGUUUGAAAGCUGCAACAAAGCGCUUGUGGAAAUGAUUGACGAGAGAUCGGAAAAGGGCAAAGAGUUUGAGCUCUUCACACUGAAAAUCGACCGUCUGGAGACACUCUGUCGAGCAUUGCAGGAUGAAAGGAAAAGUUUGUACGCCAAGAUUAAAGAGAUACGGUUCCCAGAGAAGAUGACGGCAGCACCUGUGGUGGACAUACCACCGAUAGAUGAACUUCCAGAGCUCGUCCAGACUCCCAAUCCCAUGUUGACUGCAGAGAUGGAGAAGCUGCGAGCAGAACAGGUUCGUUUACAGGAUUUUGCAGCUUCCCUGCUAAAUCCCAUACCAGAUGUUGCUGGAGAGUCUGAUAGCGAGGAUGAGGAAAAAGAAAAAGACAGUCCAGCAAUUCCUGAGGCUCAGUCAAUCAAACAAGCAGAUCAACUGGAAUCAACACAAGAGCAAUCCUCUACCACAAAAGUUAUUGAAGAGAAGCCCACAGCCACCAAAUCUGAGAUGGAUUCCAAACUUCCUGAAGCUCCCCAACUUGAGUCCAUCAAACCAGUUGAUCAACUGAAAUCAACACAAGAUGAAUCCUCUACCAUAAAAGUUACAAUCACUGAAAAGAAGCCAACAAGUCCUGCAACCACCAAACCUGACACGGAAUCCAAAAUUCCUCCAGAGCCUUUUCCAAAAGACACCAAACCAGUGGAUAAACUGGAAUCAACAGAAGAGAAAUCUAUCACAGAAGAUCUGAAACCAGAGGUUGCUGUAAACGCAGUGAAGCCUUUAAUACCAACCAUUCUUGAAGAUGCCAAACCUGAGAUGGAAUCCAAACUUCCUGAAGAAACUCUGAAACUAGUGGAUAAACCAAAAUCAACACAAGUUAAAUCCUCUACCACUGAGAAACAGAAUACAGAGAAGCCAUCAGUACCAACAAUUCCUGAACUCACCAAACCUGAGGUAGAGUCCAAACUUCCUCAAGAGGCAGGAAAACCAGAGUCUGCCAAAGAGGAACCAAGACAGGAAGAGGUGAAAAAAGCAGAAGACACGUUCAAACAGGAAUCCGCUCAGCCAAAGCCUGUCGUGAAAGAAGAGAGCAAAGAUGAAGCUGUUAAACCUGAGGUACCUGAACCGGAGCCACCCAAACAAGAGCCACUUAAGGAAGAGGACACUCAGAAAGCCACAGCUGUAUCUGAGGGAGCCAAAGCAUCAGCGAUAAAACCCAAAGCCCCGAAAUCCCAAGACGCCAAAGCGAAGGCAAGCAAAGCCCAGCCUAAAAAACAAACUCCUGCUAAGAAGAAAGGUGCUGCCAAAGGCCCAAAUAAAAGCUAAGCUGAAAUAAACUAUACAAUAAGUUUUUUUUUUUUAAUGAUUUCAAGAUCAGUCUGUUUUUGUAGUUAGACCUGCGUCUUCCUAUACACUAGUUAUACGUUACAUACUGAAGAUGAUAGACUGGUCAUAGACUACUUUCUUAUAAGAAAGUUUACUUCAAUGAUGAAGUCCUGGUUUUCUCAAUGUAAUAUGGAUUUUUUGUUGUUGUUGUUGUUGUUGUUGUUGUUGUACGGACUUCUCUCAGCACCCACAAAUAAACAUCUACGUUUGACGAUUCUAGCAAAUUUGCUCAUACCAAGACAUUAGUUAUAUGGGUCUUAUUUAUUGACAAUAGUUAAAGGGUUAGUUCAUCCAAAUAUUCCUUUGAGGUCCAGACCCUCAAACAGUCCAUAUGGCUUCAGUGGUUCAAUCAAAAUAUUAUCAAACUAAGUACAUUUGUACACAUAUAUAACAAACACAACAACCUCAUUGAACAGUUUCUCCUCAGUGUCAGUACAGCGGGGAAUAUAAGCAUUGAACGUUAUGUUUUUUUCUGGGAAUAAUCCUACUAAAGAAGCUGUUUACAUAGAAUUGAACCAGAUUUUGGUAAAAACCAAACAAUACAAACAUAAAAAUAUUUUAAAAAACUAAAAAAACAAAACUGAAUAAUAAGUUAUGUGUAAUAACAAUGAAAUGACACAAGAAGAAAGUAGUGAACUUCUGAAAUGUAUUUAAUACUUUAUAUAAAAGGCUUUUUUGGUUAUGGCAGCUUAAAGACGCCUCUCAUAUGGAGAAUGAAGUUACAUGAAUUGCUCAGGGGCGAUUUUUUCACAGAUUUCAGCCGAGUGUAAAAAUCUUGAUGGUUCUGUGGGUCUCAUCUAUUAAAUCUGAUCUUUAAUUUGUAUUUUCUAUUGGACUUAAGUCAGGUGAUUGGCUGGGCCAUUCUACAGCUUGAUUUUCUUUCUUUGAAAGCAUUUGAGAGUUUUUUUGGCUAUGUUUUACAAUAGAUCAUUUUUUUGCUAAAAGGUCCACCCUAGUUUCAACUUCAUAUUCCUGAUAAUGUAGAUGUUGAACUGAAGCAGCUAAUAUUCAUUUACAAUGAGGAAGGGCAAAGGAUUGAUAAAUAACUAUAGAGUGAUUUCAAUUCCUGUCUGGGCUUUCACUGCCUUUCUACACUUCCCUUGGAAACUAAUUAGAUUUGUUUUCUUUACAUAUGUUGAUUUCUUCAGUUGUUACCAACAUCCGGGGAAAAUUUCAAACCAACAGCACCUUUAGAAAUAUGUUUUCUGUAAAAAAAGUGACAUGUUCAAUACUUAUUUCCCCCCGGUAUAUUGCUCAACUUAUAUCCCCCGGGGACCCACACACAACUUCCUUGCAUCUGGGGUAAUACAUCACACCAGCACAUAACAUGUGAACGCAUGCCCUAAAUUUAUAUAAAGUAGGUAUUUUUGUGUGCACAAAAGUAUUCUUGUAGCUUGUUAAUUUUCCGGUUGAACCACUGAAGGCAUAUGGUCUGUUUUGAGGAUGUUGUUUGCUAUUUUUCUGGACUAUUGAACAUGUCAGGAAUAUUGCUGUCUAUGUAUGAUGACUAAACUCUCAGAAUUCACCUAAAAUAUCUUCAUUUUUUUUUACGAUGAUGAAUGGCCUCAGCACAACAUAAGGAUGAGUAAUUAAUAACAAUGUUAAUUUUUGAGUGAACUACACUUUAAUAUGUUAACUCAUUUGAUCUAAUUGUGAGUAAUAUAUUUUCACAGCCUUUAUUAAACAUUGUGCAUUUUAAUCAAUACAAAUUAAGUUGCUUAUUGUUUGCACAUGCUUUCAGUGUUACAAAUACAUCUUUUAAUUAUGAAAUUGAUCAAACUAAGAUGAAUGGCAACACUUUCAAAUAUUGACACCCGCUUUGAAUGUUAUCACUCGAUUGAAUGGGCGUUAUUAGUGGUUAUCAGCUGAUAGAUAUGGGCCAGUAGGGGCCUUCAGUGUCUACUGGUAGGCUCAGAAGGCUGUUCUCAUCCAUCCAUAUGGUUAAUUAGCUAUACUAAAAGAGAAGACUGUAGAUCCAGAUCUGUUUUUACAUUGCUCUGAUGGUUCGGUGUGGGUUGGGGUAGAUGUUAAUAAAAUACAAUUAUUGGGAAAUCUAAUAAAUAAUAUAUAUAGUUCUCGUUAACUUUCCGCCACAGGCAGCCAUAUGUGAUCUAUAACUGAUUAACCAUGUGGAUGGAUGAUAACAGCUUUCUGAGUCUACCAGUGGGCGCAGAAGGCCCCUACUUGGCCCAUACUGUAUCUAUCAGCUGAUAACCACUGAUAACGCCCAUUCAAUCCAAUGAUAACAUUCGAAUCGGCUAGCACAGAUCAUGAGAUACCAGUUAAUGCAACAGGAACUAAAACAUUCAUUAACGAUUGGCACAUCCAUCUACCUAAUUAACAGAUUAAGAAAUAUAUGAAUUGCUGUGAAUUAAAUGUGUUGAUGUACUGCUAUUUUAUCACUAAUACUUCUUUGGCUAAUUGUGUAAAUUAAGCAUUAUUUAUGACAAUGCAUUUCGAACAUCCAGUUGUCUGCUUGAAUUAAUGAUUAGUUAAUACUUAGCAAAUAUAUUACUUUUUUAUAGGUCACACUUUAUUUUAAUGUACAAUUCACUCUAUUACUAAAAUAUUUACUAUUUAGAUAGACUUUUAGCUCAAUAAAGCUACUAUUUAGCUACUUAUUAUUAGUUAGUCAGGAAGCGGUUGGGUUUAAAUAUUGGGUAGGUUUAGAAAUGUAGAAUAAGAAUAUACUUCAUAAGUACUAAUAAAUAGUCAAUAUCUUAAUUAUAGGCAGGUAAUAAUAACCCAGUACCUAAACUAAAGUGUUACCUUUUUAUAUUAUGAUUUUACUUGUUGAGCCAUAUGACUUUUACUUAUUACAGUGUGUAUUAAUAAACAUUAUACAAGUC